Cynara cardunculus var. scolymus (artichoke) is the source of this 964-nucleotide messenger RNA. RefSeq names its product vacuolar iron transporter 1. Gene Ontology annotation, molecular function: manganese ion transmembrane transporter activity; iron ion transmembrane transporter activity. The record is from RefSeq and is a predicted model, not a curated record. The transcript has 4 exons. Gene Ontology annotation, biological process: intracellular manganese ion homeostasis. NCBI's taxonomy places the organism in Eukaryota, Viridiplantae, Streptophyta, Magnoliopsida, Asterales, Asteraceae. The coding region runs from base 76 to 801 and encodes 241 amino acids. Gene Ontology annotation, cellular component: vacuolar membrane.
CGUUAUAUAUCCCUUACCAACUCCACUCACCACAGUGGAGAUUCACUGGUCGAUUCGAUCACUACAAAAUCAAUCAUGGGGAACGUCGGUGAAUCGGAAAAGUAUUUACUCAAUCGCCACAAGGAGCACCACUUCACCGCCGGUGAAAUUGUCCGUGACAUCAUCAUUGGCGUCUCCGAUGGCCUUACCGUUCCUUUCGCUCUUGCAGCUGGGCUUUCUGGUGCUAAUGCUUCGUCUUCCAUCAUCCUUACCGCCGGCAUAGCUGAGGUCGCUGCUGGCGCUAUCUCUAUGGGACUCGGCGGGUAUUUGGCUGCAAAAAGUGAGGCUGAUCAUUACACUAGAGAGCUAAGAAGGGAACAAGAAGAAAUUGAUACCAUACCUGAUACAGAGGCGGCUGAAGUGGCGGAGAUACUGGCGGACUACGGGGUGGAGCCACAUGAGUAUUUGCCUGUGGUGAAUUCUCUGAGAAAGAACCCAAAAGCAUGGCUUGAUUUCAUGAUGAAAUUUGAACUUGGACUUGAAAAGCCUGAUCCAAGAAGAGCACUUCAGAGCGCCCUAACGAUAGCGAUCUCAUAUGUUUUGGGUGGACUGGUCCCCCUUCUUCCUUACAUGUUCAUCCCAGUUGCCGAGAAAGCUGUGGUGGCCUCCAUUAUCGUCACCAUAUUCGCCCUGCUCAUCUUUGGGUUCGCCAAAGGUUACUUCACUGGUAACAAACCGGUGUGGAGCGCCCUACAAACGGCCCUAAUUGGAGCCAUAGCAUCUGCAGCCGCUUUUGGAAUGGCGAAGACCGUGCAAUUGUAGUCGCUUCGUUAUUGUUUUUUAUGUUUUAUUUCAAGUUUUAAUGUUACCUCUAGACUUUGAUGUUGAAAGGGGGAAUGGCUUGUUAUGAUUGACUGGGAGAUUGAUUCUUGUGGGGCUUGGAAGUUUGCCUUUUUAUCUUGUUUUGGUGCUUGUUGGAUUCCAA